GUGCCCAUCUAUCCGGUGCUGAACGACUGUAGUCGAUGCCGGCCAUCUCGGCCCUCUACCGCUUGGGCUCUUCGAUGCGAAUCACACCAUGGCACCUCCAUACUCCAGUUCCCAGGCCGCCUUGACUGGCUAUACUCCUUCAUUCCUGUCGCUGCAGGACCAGAACCCUCCUCUCUCCGCCUACUCCAUUCUAGGGACCGGACAAUACCCCGAUAGUGUCGCAUUUUGGCACAAUCCAUCCGCGCAACCCCAACCGCCGCUACCUCCCACCGCCGUCGCCGCCUCCUAUCCGUCCGUGCCCCCAAAGGCCCAGUCGCUCCUUCAACCCACCUCCGACCAGAAGAAGCAUAAGCGCACUCGCAGUGGCUGUUUCACCUGUCGAUCCCGUCGCAUCAAGUGCGACGAAGCACGUCCCGUCUGCGACAGAUGUCGGAAGGGUAACCGCGACUGCGUCUAUCCGUCAGCCACAGGUGCAUCCAAGUCAGGAACCCGUAGUGUGUCCAAGCCCAGAGGAUCACUGUUGCGUGGAAAUGAGACUUCCGGUCACCCGGGAUCCGAGGACUUCCGCGUCUUGGAGCCCAUCGCCGACGAGGAUGAAGAUGGAGCUAGUGUCGGGUCAAGUACCCGACUGUCCCCAACAGCCGCACCCACAUGGUCCAAACCCAACCUCCCCAGAAGACAAAGUGGUCAGUCUUUGAAGCAGCAGGGUGGAAAGCAUGCUGUUGCGACCGACUCGGGUGGUGCACGCAUUGAGCAUAGUAAUUCGCCGUCCCCGUCCUCGGAUACGUCAUCUAGAUAUGACUCGCUAAGCGCUCGGUCGGCCAGCGUCGGUGUCACCUUGCCCGAACCAUAUGGAUUAACUCUGCCCAGUAUAGCACAUCUGCCCGACGACCUGCGAUUUUAUCUCAACUACCACCAAGAAUUCAUCACCUACCGUCAUUAUUUCUUAAAACCGGUCAAUGACCGGUUUGUUCAUCAGAGUAUCAUUGAGCUGGCGUUGCAGUAUGAUCCCCUGCUGUACGCCGUUGUGGGGUUUUCUGCAUAUCACCACUGUGUUCAAAAUAACAGUGGGAAGCUUUACACCUUCUUGAAAUAUUACAACUUCGCGUUGAAGCUCCUGCGCAAGUCCCUAGGCUCAGGUGAGCCGCAUAAUGAGGCGACCCUGAUCACGGUGCUUGUCCUCACCACUUUCGAGGAAUCUGUCGGGGACUGGGUCAACCUUAUUGGCCACCAUCAGGCUGCUCAUGCCUUGGUGCGGGAGAUUCUAACGCCAGAGUCUGCCAACCUGAACGAGCUUCACAGCAACAUCUUCGUCUGGUACGCCCGGUUCGACGUGGUAGCAGGGAUCUUGGCCGGAAAUGAGACGAUACUAAGUCGUGACUGGUAUAUUGCGAAAGAGGAAUUUGAUGCUCAGGAGGCCGCCCGCCAUCCAAACGAUGCCACGAAGCAAUUGGCGUUGGCAAAUUCGAUCAACCGCCGGUUUGGCUUGGAAAUGGCGUCGCUGUAUGCGAAGUUGUCGCGUGGACUGAUUCCUGUGAAUGAGUUUAUCGUCCAGAACGAACUGUUGGGACAGACCUUGGAAAGGGUACGGACCAUCCUGGAAUCGUUCAACGACUCUGAAUACACCGUGCAGGAGUACCCUAAUCGCGUCCCCUUGACCUCGGACGAUGUCGUGGAUCCGUAUGUUCCUGGGGGCAUGCACCACGGGCCAUUGUGGGAAGUCAACAUGACGUGGGUUGAUUACUACUCCACCAAGGCUAUGUACAAGUAUCAGUCACUUCUUUCGGUGAAGCAAUCAUCGGUGGAAGAACUGCAAUCCCUCUCGGUAGAGCUGGUCCGGCUGAUGGAGGCGGUUGAUCGAUGGCCGAUGAAGGAAAGCGGAUGCAUCUUGGCGUUCAAGAACAGCAUCGGGAUGGCUGCCAUGUUCUGUCCGCGCGACGAACGGUAUAUAAUGUGGGCGCGGAGGAAGUUCGCUCAGCUGGAGCAAAGCGGAUACGUCGUUGCAGCCACAUUCCGGGCGGCACUGGCAGCCUCGUGGCAAAAACCCGAAGUCAAUCGCUGGUGGUUGCCAGACGAUGAAGGAUACCCGAGCAUCAUCCGUGAGGUGCGAGCGAUGACGGAAGAACGCACGAGCCACCCUCGAGAUAACUUCCGCGAGGAUGUCAGCCAUAUGAAGACGCUGUUCUGGAACAUCAGCCUGGACGACCCCUCCAGCGAGGGGAGUCCCGCAUCGGUGAACACGGAAGGUCGAUCAUGAUAGCCUGCUGUACCACUGCAGCUGGUUGCACAACAGACGCAGCAUGUUUCACUGUGCAUAACGAACGAGUACAUACAAACACCCAAGCACAGCAUCGAGUUCCAUAGUAACGAAUCCAACGAUGAUUCUUACCCUCCUCCACCCGGUCACGCCAUGGUCACCGCUACACCUUAAUGAAUAAUCACUGGUUGUCUGAUGACCCAACCCACAUUCG
This is a messenger RNA of Aspergillus piperis CBS 112811, 2471 nucleotides long. Its product is annotated as Zn(II)2Cys6 transcription factor. Gene Ontology annotation, biological process: positive regulation of transcription by RNA polymerase II. NCBI's taxonomy places the organism in Eukaryota, Fungi, Ascomycota, Eurotiomycetes, Eurotiales, Aspergillaceae. Gene Ontology annotation, cellular component: nucleus. The record is from RefSeq and is a predicted model, not a curated record. Gene Ontology annotation, molecular function: transcription cis-regulatory region binding; zinc ion binding; DNA-binding transcription factor activity, RNA polymerase II-specific. The coding region runs from base 89 to 2257 and encodes 722 amino acids. The transcript has 3 exons.